Nomascus leucogenys (northern white-cheeked gibbon) is the source of this 6014-nucleotide messenger RNA. It is a transcript of the gene MAFK, whose product is annotated as MAF bZIP transcription factor K. Bases 2871 to 3341 code for a protein of 156 amino acids. Gene Ontology annotation, biological process: regulation of transcription by RNA polymerase II. Gene Ontology annotation, cellular component: nucleus. The record is from RefSeq and is a predicted model, not a curated record. Gene Ontology annotation, molecular function: DNA-binding transcription factor activity, RNA polymerase II-specific; RNA polymerase II cis-regulatory region sequence-specific DNA binding. The transcript is spliced from 3 exons. Lineage: Eukaryota; Metazoa; Chordata; Mammalia; Primates; Hylobatidae.
AAAGGGAAAACAUCCUCCGUGGCGGAGGUGGCUGCCUGGGGCUCACCUGCUCCUGAAAGCACAGUUGUGCACGGCUGACCCUGGGCUGCCUGCCCUGCCGCCAGGAGCCCAGGCUCUGGAUCCUCACCCUCUGCAAGGAGCCUCCCUGGGUGGAGCCGCCCUGCCCUGCGCUUUGUGGAGCCCAGGCCCUUGGUCUGGAUCCUGGAAGGGGGCACCCAGCGUCCCAGCUCCCUGUCACUUAUCCCCAGCUGCAGCCGCAGGAAUUGCCUCCAUCUGAGGCUGCUGGCAGUUCCUUUUCCUUGAGAGGAAAUGAUGACCCCCGCUGAGCCUCGUUUAGUUCUGCGUCACGUUGAGGUGUCUGGCCUUGGGUUGAAAACCCUGCCUCUUCCAUCAGAAAACCAGUCACCUGAGAGCUGUUCCAAGUUAUAGGUGGUGCCGGAGAAGUCUGCUGCCCGGCACUGCUCCCGGGACGUGGGGCGUGAGCGCUGCACCCUUACUUAGGUCGGCUGUCUGUCGGGGCCCCACAGCGGAAACUCAGACCCGCCCACCCAGGCCCCCGCUGUGGCGCUAAACACUGCACUUCUCUGGUGACUCCACUGAAACUCAGAGGAGCUCGGGCCGUCAGGUGCUUGUGCGUGGCGAUGCUGGUGUUUUGUUAGCUGCUGAGCGUGAGACAAUGCGAGGACGUCGUUCCUUGGGGGCUGCUGGAGGGGAGCUUGGCUGCAGUGCUGACCAGGUGCUGAUGCAGUAGCCCCUGCCUUGGGCCCGGGGUAGCGGGAAGCCGGUGUCAUGGGCGUCUCUGCGACCCCAGGCACGCUCUCCCCCUGGAUGACACCCUGAGGCUGCAUCUCUGGCCCUGGGGAAGGAGCCCUUUCUACAUGCGCUCCGGCGGCCCUUGAGGCCCUGUGAGGUCGGACAGUUCAUAAAACCCCGUUCAGGGCAGUCGUCAUUUUUAGAUCAGUUGCUUUACAAACUUUUUUUGCCCAUACAAAACUCUUCUCUGAAUGUCCUUCCCAAAGCAAGCUGUCAUCUUUCUUGCCUCUGAUGUUUAAAGCGACGUUAGGUUAAUGCUGCUUGGAUUUAUUCUGUGCAUGGUGGGGAGAGGUAGGCGCCAGCACCAUCCCAUCCCGUGCUGGGUUCCUGAGAGAAGCUUUGCUACUUGGCUGGGCCGUCCCUGCUGCAUCGUCUCUUGGGGGGCGCGUGGCUGGUCCAGGCUUCCUUGGCAGAGCAGAGUUGUGACCUGCCCAAGGAAGUGGGGGGCAUGCUUGUGAGCACGGCGUGGGGGCCCCCUGGGAGCCCUGCGUCUGCCAGGUCUCUGGUUCCUCGGAGGGCCCCAGUGCAGGUGUGCCUCGAAGUACUGGGGGUUUGAGCGGGACACAGGCAUGCUUCAGCAGCUCUGGCGACCUUCACCUCCUGGAAGUAGUCAGCCGCCCCUCCUGGGGCGUCCCCGGCUACCGUGUGCCUCCGCAACGUCACAGGGCAUCGCGGGAGGCAUCUUUUUAGUGGAAAGAUCCCCACACUGAACUCUGCCCCAGCAUCCGGCCGAGCCCCACACGUCACCGUGGGUCUGGCCAGACGGUCCUGUCCCCCGGACCUUCCUUUUCCGCCCGGCUGUGCUGCCACGGCAGGCAGUGGGCCCGGGGGCCCAGGAGCGGGUCCUUGCUGGGUGGGAGGCCCGGGUGUGUGGGAAUGCGCGCGGCUCUGUAAACAUCUGGUGACUCACUGCAUAGCUAUGUCGUGGCCGGCCUGUGCACUGACGUGCUCGCAGUGGAGCUGGAAGCGGUGCCUGCGGCCCCUCCCUCUGACAUGGAAAAGUUUCUCAUGGUGCUCCCAGCCGCCGGCAUUUGCAGGUCCCCACGGUGGCGGAGGCAGCUGGGCCCCGGCCUCUCCACUGUCACCCUCACCCCCAGGGCAGGGUGCGGAGGAGCCUGGAGCCCACCUGGCCUUCCCCAGGACCGGCUGGUGCCGUCCUGUGCCAUCUACGUCAGCGCCCUGAGAGCAGCUGGCCUUGGCAGGGGCAGCGGACUCGGCAGCCUGGCGCAGGACCCUGUCUCACCUGUGCGGCCCUCUGGUUGUGGGGGUGGGUGGGUUGCGGGGGUGGGGCCCCCAUCGGAGGCAGGGCUGGAGGGUGGAGGGAUUUGGGCCCGGGGGCUCCCUGGCCCAGGGUGUGGGGAGGGUCCUGGGCCGGCAGGGAGGACGGGAUGGGGUCACCCGCCCCAUGAUGCCCAUGUCCAAUGGAGGUGCUGACCAAGGACGCCCCCGACUGCUGUGUGCUGCUCUGACAUUCCUGCGGGAACCCGUGUCUGGUGUUUGGGGUAUGGGAGUGGGUGCUGUGGACCCCUGUCCCGUGAGCUGCCCGGCGCCUUCCACCCGCCCCUCCCGGCCGCCGGGUGCAAAUGGGUUUGUUGACUGCCUGCCGGCCUCGUGAUGUCUGCGCAACCUGACCUGAAGUCAGGAUCGCGUUUGGGCUUCUCGGUUUCCAUGACAACCGUGGAGGCUGGCUCCGUCCCAAGGUCGCCAUGGCAACUAUCGGAGGGCUCAUGCCCGGGAUGCUUUGGCUGGGUUUUUCAUGAAUGAUUAGAAUGUGUGACACAAUGCAGACGUGAGGACGGUGGGGGCGGUGGCGGGGGCGGUGGCGGGGACGACUCCCGCCAGACGGUCAAAUGCUCGGCAGGGCGGCGGCUCCCCCACCUCCCUGGUCUCUGGCCGCGGCCCCCGGACCUGCCGCCACUCAGGAACCGCACACCCCCUUGGGCCGCAGGGUCCUCGCUCGGGGGCAGCUUAGGUGGAGGUUGUGAUGUCACAGCUGCAGCGGCCAGGGCCGUGCUACGAGUUCCAGGGAGCUCUGUCCUGGUGACCGUGCCCGGGUUAUGACGACUAAUCCCAAACCGAACAAGGCAUUAAAGGUCAAGAAGGAGGUGGGCGAGAACGCCCCGGUGCUCAGCGAUGAUGAGCUGGUGUCUAUGUCGGUGCGGGAGCUGAACCAGCACCUGCGGGGUCUCACCAAGGAGGAGGUGACCCGCCUGAAGCAGCGUCGGCGCACACUCAAGAACCGCGGCUACGCGGCCAGCUGCCGCAUCAAGCGGGUGACGCAGAAGGAGGAGCUGGAGCGGCAGCGCGUGGAGCUGCAGCAGGAGGUGGAGAAGCUGGCGCGCGAGAACAGCAGCAUGCGGCUGGAGCUGGACGCCCUGCGCUCCAAGUACGAGGCGCUGCAGACCUUCGCGCGCACUGUGGCCCGGGGACCUGUGGCGCCCUCCAAGGUGGCCACCACCAGCGUCAUCACCAUUGUCAAGUCCGCCGAGCUCUCCUCCACCUCUGUGCCCUUCUCGGCCGCAUCCUAGUGCCGGCCGGGGGCGGGGGGUGGCGGGCAGCGGGCGGGCGGGCGGGGCACGCCCCUCGUACCUCUCACUGGGACGCAGACUCUCGACAUCCGAGUCCAAGUGCAGGCCCCUCGGGCGCAGGCACCUCACACCAGGAUGAGACUGUGGUGCAGGGUGAAGCGUGGGCUCCCGUGGACCCAGAGCUGCACGCCGGUCCACACACACACACACGCCCGCCACCUGCUCCCCGCAGGAUGUGUCUGUGUGUGGGAAUUGGUAUCUUGCGCCUGUGGGAGUCGGGACAUAUAACGGAAGGGCCCUCGGGAAGUUCCGUGUCCUCUGCGGGGGCUGCCAGAAGACACGGCCCCACGAGUCAGGCCCCUGUGGUCAGGUCUAGCGUGGGGCUUGUUUUCCACUCCUGCUGUAAGCAGCCUUCGACACUUGUCCUGCCACGGCCUCCCAGCUGGUGCGGGAGCCCCUGGCUGCCCUGACCGACUCCGCAGUCCCCGGGGAGGAGCAUGGAUUGUGCGUCGGCAGCUCCGUCCUUCCAGCUGUCCUGUUGCAGUGCCCGUGAUCCACGUCUGCCUUAGCGGGGGCCGGCGUGAGUGGGCACGGUGUGGGAGGCCACCUGCGUGGGGUGGUGUCUGUGUAUAUGCACACGUGUGUGUGCAGGCACGCCUGCCAUCACAGCACCGGGGCUGAGGGGGUGCAGCUUGCUGCUGUUCACUGGGGGAGGGCCUGUGGGCACACGUGGCAGAGAGAGUGGCUCAUACGUUUUGAGGUCUCCCCUGUGCUCUGGUGACCCGAGGAGGUUGUGCAGCACAGCGCAGAAGCCCCUGCCUAUAGGAGCCGGCCCCCCAGACACCGACCCCACAGGCCGUCCUGGAUGUCAGCGGACACAGGCAGGGGUGCCCCGUCAUUUGAUGGUGAGCAGGACUCGGGCUCUGUGUCCUGGAGCUGCUGCUCACCAGCUGUGGUCAGUGCAGGGGGAACGAGGAGGUCUUUUGGGGGCCUGGCAGGGGGGAGGGCUGCUGCAGUCUAGGGAGAGGGGGUGCAGCCUGGGGGACGUUGGUGGACGUGGACGUGGAGGUGGAAGGAAGAGGACGUUGCGUGGAGUGGUGGGAGGAGGCGGGAGCCGUGUGCGAGAGCAGGUGGAAAGCCUUGAGGGGCAGGACCAGGAUGCGGCUGGCUUGUAGAAGAGCUCAGGAGUGGGCCUGGCACUCUAGAGGGUGCGGCGGGUGGGGAGGCAGCAGGCACCAGGCCAGGAGAGCCUCGUGGACGUGACUCCCGCGUGCACACCCCCAGGAGCACAGCCAUGGGCUGCAGGUGUGGCCUCGGCACUCAGUCCUCACCUGGAGCCUUUGCCUGCUCCUCCUUCCAAGAGUACUGAGGCACCAGUGGGCUUGGCACUCCACCUUGGGCUUCCUUUUCCUGGAGAGCCGCCUUGAGGGUCCCUCCUGUGACUGGGGUCUCUGCAGGGGGAGCUGCGGGGGUUGCGGAGCCCCUGCCUGGGGGAGCUGGUGGAAUGCGAGCCGCCGGCCGGGGGCCGCCACAUAGGACAUGUAAGGUGGUGCCUGGGGCCCCAGCUCCCUCUCAGCUGCCCCUGCCCACCCAGUAACAGCCCCCACCGGCUACAGAGCCCAGGCCGGUGCCAGCCACGCUGGGAGGGCAGAGGACAGACAGCCCCGGGGCUGUGACUUGGUUCUGUGUCUGCUGUUAGAAGUUGAGUGGGAAGCUGCAGGCCCGCCAGGACCGCUGGGUCCCUACAGAGCAAAGGCCUGCGUGUUCCCAAACAGCCGUUGCCCCCAUGGCCGUGGUAGGUAAUCCAUAUUGGAUGUCAUAAGGACCAGGGGGAUAUUUAAAGAGAGAAACAGAAAAUAUAUAGAGAUAUAAAAUUAUAUUCACAGUUUAUCUACAGAUUUUUCGUAACAAUCUUUCUUUUCCAGUUUGAUACUGUAAAUCUAUCAGAGCAGAGCCGGGGGGCACGGGCACAGGUGGGAGUUGGGAGCAAACCGGAGGCCUGGGCUGCCCGCCGUCCCCCUCUGUCUUCCCAUGGACUGCACCAGGCAGCUGGGCCCCGCAGGACAGGCCGCGGCGGGUGGCCAGUUCUGACCCGUCUUGGGGUUCUUGGUGUCCACGUCUUGUGGGCCGUGGGCGUCCACCUGCCCUUGGCCUGUGGUGCUUUGCCAGAGAAGGGAUUCCCCGGUCCCCAGGGUGGACGGAGCCGCUGUCACCGCCCAGAGCCCGGCCGGGGAAGCACGGCGCGUUCUGCUUUUCUUUUCAGAUCGUUGAAAUUUCAUUGUCAUGAUUUAAUAUAUGGAUUUUUUUAUUUAAGAAAAAGACGAGGGCCUCUUUGUCACAUGGGUUUGUUUUCUGUCUCCGUGCCUCUGGCUUCCCAAAGAGAUCCAGGUCUUUGCGUUUCCAGGGCGUGGGGACCCCGGCCCCCCCCACGCUGCCACGCCGCCACACCGCCUCACCCUGACCUCUGUGCUACUUGGCAGUUCCAUUUCAUUAUUUAUUUUUUGUGCUGCUUUUUAUCAUGUUAUAAAUUAUUGAGAACAGAUCACAUGUGGGCCCGUGUCUGGCCGCCGCCGCCCUGCCGCGUCCCUGCGGCCACCACCUAAUUUAUUGCCGUGCGUCCUGCUGCUGUGACCGCUUUUGUACCUUUGCAAUAAAGAAUUUUCUGGUUUCAGA